Messenger RNA from Paramecium pentaurelia, 192 nucleotides. NCBI's taxonomy places the organism in Eukaryota, Ciliophora, Oligohymenophorea, Peniculida, Parameciidae. The record is from the annotation of a GenBank genome assembly.
AUGAGUUUGGUGAUUAUGUUCCUUCAUUUGUUGAAAAAUGGAAAGAAAAAAUUGAUCUACCCUAUUUUCAGAAUCCCUCUAAUUAAAUAGACAAGAUAUUUAGUAAAUUAUCCAAUAAAUUAGAAUUUUGAGAAUGCAUUAAUAAUGUAUCUACUCAUAAAGGCGACCAAAAUAGCAUCCUAUUAAUUUUGA